Molecule: messenger RNA, 1136 nt
Organism: Homalodisca vitripennis (glassy-winged sharpshooter)
Lineage: Eukaryota; Metazoa; Arthropoda; Insecta; Hemiptera; Cicadellidae
Product: coiled-coil domain-containing protein 112-like
Source: RefSeq, a predicted model, not a curated record
GAGUGUUACUGUGUUAUUUAUGUUCAGUGGGUUACAUUUCAAUUAAUGCAAUAUAGUUUGUUGUAAUUUUGAUGUUUUAAUUAUACAUUUUUAAAAUAAUACUUUUGUUGUGUUUGCAUCACAUUAUUUUACUUCUAAUUUAAUGUAUUCUAUUGUGGUUCUAGUUAGUACAGUAUAGACUAGGUUUAUUAAUUUUUCAACAAAAUGGGAAAUUAUCAUAAACUACCUGAUGUCCAAGAAGUAGAGGAGCAGGAAGAAGAAGAAAAUUCUACUAUAUGUUCUGCAAAAUCUACAAGACAUCAAAGAAAAGAUCAUGAUAAAAUUCCACUACAAUACACCAACAGAAGAAGAGUUGAGAGGGUAUCAGCUGAUAGUAGUAAGAGCAAUGAGGAGAGAAAAAAAGAAAAUGAGCAAGAAUUCGAGAAUAUACGUUCACAAAUUGAAGAUUAUUCAAUCUCUAAAGGGCAUUCGUCACAGAGGUCAAACAAUAGGAAAUCGUGUUCAGCUUCCAACAGUGCCUCCUCAUCAGGCAGCUCUCAUCCUGAGGUAGAAGCAUUCCAGAAGUAUUUGAACGAACAUGGGGGCCACUAUGGUGGUUGGAAGGUGAAGGAUCAUUUGUUUUUUCUGAAAAUGAAGAAAAAGUAUCCCUUAAACAAAACAGCAGAAACUGUCAACGAACACUUCCCAGAUAUCAGUAUUGAAAUGGUAUUGGCACAUGAUGUUUGGUAUAACGAGUACUCAAGGUUGAGAAUCGCUAAUAAGAGGGCUGUGGAAGAAUGGAAAAAAUCACAACAAAGUUUUAGUAAAGUUGAGGAGAAGCCAAAACCGGAACCUAUAUCACAAACUGUUCCGAUUAAACGAGAUCCAAGGCUGAAAGAGAAGAUUGAGAUUUGGAAAGCUCAUACCCUUGCUGCCAAGUUAAAAAGAAUGGAAGAGCACCAGGAAAAAGAAUUAAGAAAAAAGAGAGAAGAAGAAGAAAAGAAAAAACUUCAAGAACAGAAGAGGGCACUGGUGGACCGUUAUCGGCAGGAAAAACUGAGCGAAGAGAUGGCGAUGAAGACAGCUGAAGAAACAGAGAGGCUCCAAGCGAAGCAGGAGUCAAUGCAACAGGCAGCUACGCUACUCAAAUACUUCAG